AUGCUUCCAAACGGAACAGAAAUAAUUCAAGAAGAUAUAGAACCAAUAAGGAUCGAACAUCCAAUAUUUGUAUUUACCGAGCGUGUUUGUAUAGCCUUCUUUACAAUAGAAUAUUUAUUGAGGCUUUUUGCGGCACCGAGAAAAUUGAGAUUUGUUUUGAAACCUCUCAAUUUGGUUGACCUUCUGGCAAUUAUGCCCUUUUAUUUAGAACUUAUGUUGACUUUAAUGGGGGUAGAUGACAAAAAGUUGAGAGAUUUGCGUUGGGCUUUUUUGGUUGUACGUAUUUUGAGGGUAUUAAGGGUUAUUAGAAUAAUUAAACUUGGACGGUUCUCUUCUGGUUUGCAGACUUUUGGAAUGACUUUGCAAAGGAGUCAAAAACAAUUGCAAAUGAUGACUAUUGUAUUGUUAACUGGGGUUGUCUUUUUCUCAACUAUGAUAUACUUUCUUGAGAAAGACGAGAAAGGUUCACCCUUCACCAGCAUUCCAGCUGCUUAUUGGUGGUGUAUUGUUACAAUGACUACUGUCGGGUAUGGAGAUGUUGUGCCAGCAACUACAAUGGGUAAAAUAAUUGCUUCUGCCGCUAUAAUGAGUGGAGUGCUUGUAUUAGCCCUACCCAUCACAAUUAUUGUCGAUAAUUUUAUCAAAGUAGCUCAAGAAGAACAACAAACAGAGCAAUUCAAAGCAGAAUUACUAGCUAUGGAGGAACAAGAAAGACAAUUACAACAAGAGCAAGAACAAAGAAGAUUAAAAUUUAAUCAAUCACAAAAAGAAAUUUUAAUAAAUAAUAGGGAAGAAAAUAGAGGAAAUAAUGAAGAUAACCAAUUAAUUAGUGGAAAACAACCCUUAAUUUUUGUAUCAAAUGCUUAA
Meloidogyne enterolobii is the source of this 867-nucleotide messenger RNA. The record is from the annotation of a GenBank genome assembly. NCBI's taxonomy places the organism in Eukaryota, Metazoa, Nematoda, Chromadorea, Rhabditida, Meloidogynidae.